Messenger RNA from Polychytrium aggregatum, 927 nucleotides. RefSeq lists its product as uncharacterized. Gene Ontology annotation, molecular function: small ribosomal subunit rRNA binding; mRNA 5'-UTR binding; structural constituent of ribosome. The coding region runs from base 86 to 655 and encodes 189 amino acids. Lineage: Eukaryota; Fungi; Chytridiomycota; Chytridiomycetes; Polychytriales. Gene Ontology annotation, cellular component: ribosome; mitochondrial small ribosomal subunit. The transcript is spliced from 2 exons. Gene Ontology annotation, biological process: maturation of SSU-rRNA from tricistronic rRNA transcript (SSU-rRNA, 5.8S rRNA, LSU-rRNA); translation; ribosomal small subunit assembly. The record is from RefSeq and is a predicted model, not a curated record.
GUCAGAUCAGCGACCCAGAUCGAUCUCGACCAGCGUCGGCCAGCAUCGACCGGCCUCGAACACCCCGACAAGCCCGCUCUCGGCCAUGCGCUUCGCCCUACUCCAGAACAGCCUGUCGCUGCUCCAGAACCGGCUGGCUCCUCAGAUCCGCGAAUCGGCAUCUCGAUGGGCAAGCUACUCCACAGCCGCCUCGGAGCAAUCCAUCCGUCGGCCGGAGAGCCCAGCCCCCACCAUCCCAGACACCCCUGGAUCCGCCCUUGCGCAAGACCCGACCUCGGCCGAUGCCUGGAACAGCCGCUACGUCGUCCACAUUCUUGCCAACCGCAACAACACCAUCGCCACCUUGGCCAAGCGCGACGACGGAAAAGUCAUCUGCAUCGGUACGGCGGGACUUUGCGGGCUGCGAAAAGCUGCCCGAGGAACAUCGGACGCCGGCUAUCUGGCGGUUUUGAAAAUGACCGAGUUGGCGGCCAAGAAGCUUGGCGAGGACGAGCUGAAGCGGGCCUCGUACCACCUCAAGCUGAAGAUGUUUGGCCCGGGCCGAGAACAGGCCUUCCGCGCUUUGCAGAGUGUUGGCUGGAGAAUCUCCCAAAUCACGGAUGUGACCCCGGUCCGUCACGGUGGAAGUCGUCCACCAAAGAAGCGGAACCUGUAAUCAAUCAUUGCUCCCUCCUCUCUACGACACAACCCUGCGCACUCUCCAAAACAUUGUCUGCUGGGGUCGCCACUGCCGCGCUUGGUUUGGUGCAGCGGAUGAUGCAGCGGAUGAUGCAGUGGAUGAUGCAGCGUAUUGCCCUACGAUCACCGCAACGAAGCCUCUGGCACGGAGCAGCCCUCGACCACAAUGCUCGAUACGUGUGUAACCCAUUCGCUUGCGCUGUUUUGUAAUCUCACGCAAUAUACGAUCGCCUGGGCUUUUGCAUAACC